This is a messenger RNA of Tupaia belangeri chinensis (Chinese tree shrew), 2095 nucleotides long. RefSeq names its product lysosome associated membrane protein 5 (gene LAMP5). Gene Ontology annotation, cellular component: lysosomal membrane; late endosome membrane; plasma membrane. NCBI's taxonomy places the organism in Eukaryota, Metazoa, Chordata, Mammalia, Scandentia, Tupaiidae. The record is from RefSeq and is a predicted model, not a curated record. The transcript is spliced from 6 exons. The coding region runs from base 526 to 1368 and encodes 280 amino acids. Gene Ontology annotation, biological process: establishment of protein localization to organelle.
AGGAACCGGAUGCAUUUUUCAGAAGACACGACUCCAGUGAUAUACCUACAGCACAUUAUAACUGUACCCGGUAGGAGGAUUUAAUAAGUCUAAGGGUGCUAUUAAGUUUCUCAGGACAGACUCAUCUUUGCAGAUGCAACUGCAGAACAGGAAACAGACCCAGAGAGAAUUUUAGCCCCCUCUAAAUCUCAUUGGCCCUCUGCACAAGCCAAGCCACAACCACUCCUGCAACACAACCGAUCCCUUUCAGCACUCGCAUCCGUGGACAGCUCCCUUACCGCGCGGUCCUUUUCUCUGCAGUGAGCAGACUUGCUCAGCCAGCAUCGGUCGGGUCGGCACUGCACCGAAACCCGACAUCGACGCCGAGUCCAAGCCAGCGUGCAAAGAACACGCGCUCCCUCCCUCUUCCCUCUCCGCACCCCCGCCCCUCGCUCACCCCGGCCCACUCCAGCAGCGACUUUGAGGGAUUCCCUCUUGGGCGGCCUCUGCAGCAGCACAUCUGGCCUCGUUCGCUACUCCGCGAGCAUGGAUCUCCUAGGAAGAGCAGUCUCCGGUGUCCAUAGACUUCGAGUUCUCCUGAUGCUGCUCCAUGCAAUGGCUCGAAUCAUGGCUGAACAAGAAGUGGAAAAUCUCUCAGGCCUUUCCACUAACCCUGAAAAAGAUAUAUUUGUAGUGCGGGAAAAUGGGACAACGUGUCUCAUGGCAGAGUUUGCAGCCAAAUUUAUUGUACCUUAUGACGUGUGGGCCAGCAAUUACGUCGAUCUGAUCACAGAACAGGCUGAUAUUGCGUUGACCCGGGGAGCUGAAGUGAAGGGCCACUGUGGUCACAACGAGUCGGAGCUGCAGGUGUCCUGGGUGAAUAGUGCAUACGCUCUGAAGAUGCUCUUUGUAAAGGAAAGCCACAACACAUCCAAGGGACCGGAGGCGACUUGGAAGCUGAGCAAGGUGCAGUUCGUCUAUGACUCCUCGGAGAAGACCCACUUUAAAGACGCAGUCAGUGCUGGGAAGCACACGGCCAACUCGCAUCACCUCUCUGCCUUGGUCACCCCAGCUGGGAAGUCCUAUGAAUGUCAAGCCCAGCAGACCAUUUCACUGCCCUCCAGUGAUCCACAGAAGACAGUCACCAUGAUCCUGUCUGCAGUCCACAUCCAACCCUUUGACAUCAUCUCAGAUUUUGUCUUCAGUGAAGAACACAAAUGCCCUGUGGAUGAGCGAGAGCAAUUGGAAGAAACCUUGCCACUGAUUUUAGGGCUCAUCUUGGGCCUUGUCAUUGUGGUAACACUUGCUAUUUACCAUGUUCACCACAAAAUGACUGCCAACCAGGUGCAGAUCCCCAGGGACCGAUCCCAGUAUAAACACAUGGGCUAGGCACUAUCAGGCAGACGGCCCCCAGUCCUGUCUUCCAAAUGGAUCAGGUAGAAAAACAAAAGCACUUUCCACCUUGUACACAGGAUACACCAACAUAGCUACAAGCAAACAGGCCUGGUAUCCGAGGCUUGCUUGGCCUGUGUCCAUGCUUAAAGCCAGGGAUUGGGGGGGGAUUUUUUUUGAUUCUUGGGGUGAAUUGCAGAAAUUACAGAUGUCCUCUCCAUGUGGUGGAGUGCAGAGGGAGGGGCUCAGCCAGCUUUCAUGCUCAUGAUGGCUUGAUUUUGACUCUCCAAGGAACAACAAUCACUAUUUGGAGUGGUAUCUUGUUCCAAGAAAAUUGAGAACACACUGCUUCUGAGAGGACACUCCCUUGGGUUCAGAGGCAUAGUGUGUGCUUGGUUCCCUUGGACACAGCUGGCUUGCUUUAUACAGUUGUCAAUGCAUACAAAAUGUAACCUCAUGCUCCCUGCAGCAAGACCCCUGAAAGUGAUCCAUGCUUCUGGCUGGCAUUCUGCAUGUCUAGUGAUUGUCUUGGGAAUGUUUCACUGCUACCCGCACCCAGUGACUGCACAGCACAAGAACCCGUUUAAUGUAACUAUGCAGAGUUGUUUGGACUUCCUAAUAUGUCAGGUUCAAGUAAAGAGACCUGAAGAAUCAAUCCUUGUGAAUUUGUUUUUCAAAAUGAAUUAAAAUACACUACUCUCUGGUCUUUGGCUACUUUCUUGAA